CCACUCUCCGAGGACACCGCACAACCGAACAGACCCGGACACUAGUCACAACCGUUCGCCACGACUCGUCCCUUUCCUUUCCCCUCUGCCAAGUAGCAGCGAGAUUUUAAAGAACCAAAAGAUAACACAGUCCAGAAGAUCCCAGACUCUCCCAGCCAAGGAUGAGGGGCUAAACUUUCACAGAGAGAGAGAGAGAGGGGAAAAAAAGUUCUGCUGAAAGUGGGGAGGAAGGCCGGGAGGAGAGGAGAGUGGACGAGCUGCUGGUGUGUGCGUGUAUUCCCGUUGUACCUGCGAGAUGGAAGGGAGCUUCAAGUGUGCUGUACCUCUGGUGUUGUUCUGCGGUUGGUUUAGCGGGGUGCACCUGAAAAGUCCAAGCUGCCACGAAGUGCGGACUGCAUUCCAACUCCGGCAAAUAGGACCACUCAAGUUGGUGCCCGACACUCCUGGGAGAGAUGGGGAUUUACAGAUCUGUAUGCACAACGAGCCAACCUGUUGCACAAAGAGAAUGGAAGAGAGGUAUCAAGUAGUGGUGCGCCGAGAGGUCCUACAGAGCAUCCAGUUCCUGAGCUUUGAACUGAAAUACAGAAUUGAAAAGAAUGGCGGGGCUUUCCAAGAGGCUUUUAAAUCAUUGAUACACAUUGCAACCAAUCACACCAACUCUAUGUUCAAGACAGGGUACAGAACAAUGGCAAAGGAAGCUUCAGAGGUGGUGAAGGGCUUCUUUACUGACAUCUCUCUCUACGUUCUGGAUUUGGACACAAGCAUUGAAGACAUUGUCCUGAGUUUCUUUGAUAGCCUCUUUCCAUUGGUUUUCAAUCGCCUGAUACACCCAGGGCUCAGUGACGUUUCUGUGGAUUAUUCAGAGUGCCUUCGAUUGACCAGACAGGACAUCAACCCCUUUGGUUCCUACCCUAUGAAGAUGGCAGCUGAACUGACCAAGCCCCUCCAGGCAAUGAAGACUCUUCUACAAGCCUUGAACAUAGGGAGUGAGGUGAUAAAUAUGACUGAAAAUGUUGCUUUCACCCGGGAAUGUACCAGAGCCUUGGUGAAGAUGGAAUACUGCUCUCACUGCCAUGGACUGACUCUGAUCAAACCUUGUGUCGCCUACUGCCUCAACGUCAUGCGGGGCUGCUUGGCUAACGUUGCGGAUAUUGAUCUGCACUGGCGGGAUUACAUUUCCACUCUGGACGAGCUCACCAGUGUUAUUAUGGGAUCGCGAGGUGUGGAGCAAGCAUUGCUCAGGGUGGCCCCACUUGUGAAUGAAGCUAUUUUGCAAGCCCAGCUCAAUGGACCGAAGAUUUCCACAACAGUGAGUAAGGUUUGUGGCCAACCCCAAGAGCGACCAAUAGCAACAUUGCUGGUAAGCACCGUACAGACACCAGCCAUGGUGAGCUUCAAACCGCAGCCAGCCACUCAAUUCGCCAACCUGACCCACAGAAGAAGCUCGCUGCCUCUGAAAGAAGUAAAGACUGAUAGGCCCAGGACAAUGAAACAAAACACUAGAGACUUCAUGAACUACAUUCGGAGGUACAGGACCUUUUACACUUCUCUGGCGGAACAAAUCUGUGAAGGUGAACUUCUUCCUCAAGAUAGUUCAACCUGUUGGAGUGGAAAGGAUGUGGUUGAAAGUUAUACAAACAGAGUCGUUGGGAAUGGACUCAAAGAACAGGCCAACAACCCAGAAGUGAAAGUCCGAGGACCUGACCCGAUGGUUAAGCAAGUCAUUGACAAGCUCUUGUAUAUUAACAAGAUGCAACACGGCAAAUCGACCAAGGCCGCACAGUGGUCCUCGAGUCAAGGUGGCAGUGGUGAGGGUGAGGACACGGAGUCAAGCGGAGAGUGCGAUGAUGAAGAUGGGUGUACGGGAUCUGGAAGUGGAGCACCAGGAAGGCAGAAGAAUACAUAUGCGCCAGAAGACCGGUGGGCGACAAACAAGAUUUUCCCAGCUGUUGCCCCCACUCUGAGGGGAGCCAAGAUGACAUCUCCAAGCUUGUCGCCCAGCAUCACAGCCCAGAGCAAACCAGGAACUGCCCCCAGUCACUGCAGCCCUUUACCUAUCGCCAUUAUCACAACGCUGGGGCUGCUGUGUCACUGGUUGUUAUAGUUGCGAUGCCUGCCUUUAUUUAUCCAGUGUUACAAUCAUCAUGCAGCUUAUUUUUCUUAUUGGAGGUCAGCUGAUGCUU
Molecule: messenger RNA, 2183 nt
Organism: Hypanus sabinus (Atlantic stingray)
Lineage: Eukaryota; Metazoa; Chordata; Chondrichthyes; Myliobatiformes; Dasyatidae
Product: glypican-5-like
Exons: 9
Coding region: 296-2104 (602 amino acids)
Biological process (GO): cell migration; positive regulation of canonical Wnt signaling pathway; regulation of protein localization to membrane
Cellular component (GO): cell surface; extracellular region; plasma membrane
Source: RefSeq, a predicted model, not a curated record